This is a messenger RNA of Nicotiana attenuata, 1965 nucleotides long. RefSeq names its product zinc transporter 5-like. Gene Ontology annotation, molecular function: zinc ion transmembrane transporter activity; nucleic acid binding. The record is from RefSeq and is a predicted model, not a curated record. Gene Ontology annotation, cellular component: plasma membrane. The transcript is spliced from 7 exons. Lineage: Eukaryota; Viridiplantae; Streptophyta; Magnoliopsida; Solanales; Solanaceae. Gene Ontology annotation, biological process: zinc ion transmembrane transport. Bases 1 to 1818 code for a protein of 605 amino acids.
AUGGGCAAUAUUUCUGAGGCUGCUUACGAGGAAGCCCGGGCGAAGGCACGAGAGGCUCGUGUCAACUGCGGCUACGACCCUGCGACACUGGAGGCCGGGGAAGACGCUGAUGCUGAGGAGGAGUUUCCCGAAGACAAUGACGGUGAGGACGGCGGUGAUGACACCGAAUUGACUAACAACAAAGACGAGUAUGAGGCUAUGAUUGCAGGUCUAGAAUUGGCCAAAAGCCUGGGAGUUGAGACUGUCGAAGCAAAAUGCGAUUCACUCCUGGUAGUAAUCAGUGAAAGAAAGAUUGACGUUGUAGUGUUACUCGCUCCGCCUGGUGCUCGGAUGGUGGUUUCAGAUUUGGCGGCCGUGUUCGGCUCCGUGUUACUAGCGCCUAGGUUCCGCAUGGGUAGGCUGUGCCCUUUCUUUCAGAAAACCGCGCAGCAAGCUGCUGUCCCUUCACAAGGAUGGGAGUACGGGCCCAUAUAUAGGGUGAAUGCGCCGAAUGGGGCUGUGGUUACGCUAGGACAAUUGUCCACUACUCUCCUUCUUAGCCUUACACUUCCUCUUCUGCAUGGCUUUGGAUGUCGCCAUGUUUUCUCAAUUUUCUUAGCACAGUUCAGUAACCUUUUCCCCUUAUUUUCAGCAUCGGUCAAUCUUUACCCCUCUACCCCACCCCAACUUUGUUUUUAUUCAUUAUAUAUACAACCUUACAAAUCUUUUCUAAAGCCCCACCAAAACUUCUCUCUACCUCUUUGUACUACAACCAUGAGCAAAGUGGUUGCUUUUUCGCUUUUUCUUCUGUUUUUGUUCCCAAUUUUAGUUUCAUCCGAAUGUACGUGCGAUGAAGAUUCUGAGGACAGAAACAAAACAGAAGCGUUAAAAUACAAAUUGGUAGCCGUUGCUUCGAUCUUGUUAGCGGGCGCCAUAGGUGUAUCAAUUCCAAUUCUCGGCAAAAUAUUCCCGGCAUUACACCCAGAAAACAAUAUAUUUUUCUUCGUCAAAGCUUUCGCGGCGGGCGUGAUUCUCGCCACGGGUUUCGUUCACAUAUUGCCCGAUGCAUUCGAGAGCUUAUCUAGCCCUUGCCUUCCUGAAAAACCGUGGGGUGAUUUCCCGUUUGCUGGGUUUAUAGCAAUGGUUGCGGCAAUUGGGACAAUGAUGGUGGAUUUGGUAGCUAUGAGUUAUUUUAGGAGAUCUCAUUUAAAGAAACAAAAACCUGUGAAUAGUGAUGAAGAAAAAGAGAGUGGUGGUAUAAUUAAUCAGAAUAAUCAUGUUCAUGUACAUACUCAUUCAACUCAUGGACAUGCUCAUGGCUCGGUUGUGCCAUUAGAAGAGGGUUCUGAAUUGGAUUUAUCUCGUCGACGAGUUAUCUCACAGGUUUUGGAAUUGGGAAUUUUGGUCCACUCGGUGAUUAUUGGUGUAUCUUUGGGUGCCUCAGAAUCUCCCAAGACAAUUAAACCCCUUGUAGCGGCAUUAACUUUUCAUCAACUUUUUGAAGGCAUGGGUUUAGGAGGUUGCAUAUCUGAGGCAAGAUUCAAGGUAAGAAAAACAGCAAUAAUGGCAAUUUUCUUUUCCCUGACAACACCAAUGGGAAUUGCAAUUGGCUUUGGAAUAUCAACAGUGUACAGUGAGACAAGUCCAACAGCUCUCAUGGUUGAGGGCAUUUUCAAUUCAAUUGCUGCUGGAAUUUUGGUUUACAUGGCUUUAGUGGAUCUCCUUGCAGCAGAUUUUAUGAGCAGUAGAAUGCAAGAUAGUCCAAAACUUCAAAUUGGAGCUAACGUUUUUCUUCUUCUUGGGGCUGGUUGUAUGUCACUUUUGGCAAAGUGGGCCUAAACAAAAAAAAUCUAGAGUUAGAACAUAGGAAAUAAACAAGUUUUUUUUUUUAAUUCUUUUUGUAGUUUUUUUAGGUCCCUUAUUUUAGCUUUUUUGAUCUUCAGAGAAUGCCGGAAUUACAAAGAGUAGUUCAAAUUAUUUACAAGA